UCAACUCCUGGAAAAAAUGAGUUCCAGCAUUUCAGCAAAAUGCAUCACAAGAAGGCUAGAAGGCAAGGUGGCAUUGAUAACCGGUGGUGCAAGUGGAAUAGGAGAGUACACCGCCAGGCUGUUUGUCCAACAUGGAGCAAAGGUACUCAUUGCAGAUGUUCAAGAUGAUCUUGGGAAGUCGCUCUGUCAAGAAUUUGGUUUCCGAGAAGAUAUCAUCUCUUAUGUCCACUGUGAUGUGACUUCUGACUCUGAUGUCCAAAAUGCUGUGGAUACUGCCGUCUCCAGGUAUGGAAAGCUCGAUAUAAUGUUCAACAAUGCUGGGAUUGGGGGUGACGCAGAAUCAGGAAUAUUGGCUUGUAGUAAUGAAAAUUUUAAGAGAGUAAUAGAUGUCAAUGUGUUUGGUGCCUUAUUGGGUGCCAAGCAUGCGGCCAGAGUGAUGAUCCCAGCCAAGAAAGGCUGCAUACUAUUUACUUCAAGUCUAGCCUCAGUAUGUUGCGUGGAUACUACAUUACAUGCCUAUACAACAUCAAAACAUGCAGUUGUAGGGCUAGCCAAGAACCUGUGCGUGGAGUUAGGACAGUAUGGGAUAAGGGUUAACAGUAUUUCUCCAUACGCUGUUGCAACCCCAAUGUUAACAAAUGGUUUCAAGAUGGGGAAGAGGGAGGCUGAAGAGUUUAUUUCAUCAACUGCAAAUUUGAAAGAAGUAAUAUUGGAACCAGAAGAUAUUGCACAGGCAGCCUUGUACCUAGCGAGUGACGAGUCUAAGUAUGUCAGUGGGAUGAACUUGGUAGUUGAUGGAGGCUAUGGUCUCACAAACCCUUCCUUCGGAAUGGCAAUGAAAAGCCUAUUUGCUUAAGAUAAGUGGUCUCUUAUCCAUGAAAUUUCAAAUAAGACGGGGCUCUUUCUGCUCUUUAUAAUGAUUCAGGCUGUUUAUGACAGAUCCUGUAUUCUUAAUGACAUGAUACUUGUAAUGGAGAUUAUAAGUUGGUGCCAGUACAUAAGGCCUUGUUUUCAUGGCCAUUUACAAUUUUUUAAGCAUCUUUG
Hevea brasiliensis (rubber tree) is the source of this 1044-nucleotide messenger RNA. RefSeq names its product short chain aldehyde dehydrogenase 1-like. The record is from RefSeq and is a predicted model, not a curated record. Lineage: Eukaryota; Viridiplantae; Streptophyta; Magnoliopsida; Malpighiales; Euphorbiaceae. Gene Ontology annotation, molecular function: oxidoreductase activity, acting on the CH-OH group of donors, NAD or NADP as acceptor. Bases 17 to 856 code for a protein of 279 amino acids. The transcript has 2 exons.